This is a messenger RNA of Medioppia subpectinata, 1482 nucleotides long. The record is from the annotation of a GenBank genome assembly. Lineage: Eukaryota; Metazoa; Arthropoda; Arachnida; Sarcoptiformes; Oppiidae.
AUGUUUACACUGAAAAUAUUAUUACACAAAUUUGGUGAUGAUAUGUGUCAACACAUAUUGUCUUAUCUGUCGGGCGAAGAGCGGUUCCGAUAUGAAAGUGUGUCCAAACAGUGGCAAAGAGUGGUAUACGAGACACAAACGGAGCUAAUAAUUGAUAAAUAUUUCAAAGAUAAAAGAAUUCUGAAAAAGUGUAAAAACAUCACAAGAAUCGCAAUCAAAGAAUUGCGAUACUUAACUGACGUCAUGUGUGGCAUAAUUAUAAGACAUUGCAAUCGUUUGAAUGAUUUAAGCAUUUGUUUCCCGAAAUGCGAUGAAAACGUUGUGUGGGAUAACGACGACGAGUUUGAAGAUCCCUAUUUAGAAGCAAUAUAUCUGCAGAGAACGAUAACUCCAUCAACAAGUAAAAAGUUUUUGGUAAAGUUUGCCCAACAAUUGCAAACAAUUAGUGUCGACCACUGGUUUGGAAAGUAUUGGAAUGAAUAUAAUGACUGGUUUUGGAGAGAUUUCGCAAAGAAGCUCAAUAAGUGCACUAAUUUGAGAUCUCUUAAGAUACAUAGUCGCGAGUCUUACUGGCAUUUGUUCAAUGGUUCCCAAAAUGAGUGUCUGUUUACACGUUUACAGACAAUCGAUGUCCGCAGCGAUGAGUGCGAUAUUAAGAGUUUUAACACGUUUGUCGACAACUAUAAAAGUGGUCUCAAAUUCAUGGCAAUCAGUGUCUCAGAUAAACAGCCGGUUCGGGAGCUAAUGAAUGGUAUGUCGCAAAUGAAAGCAUUAACACACGUCGAGAUUGACGACGGCUUUAUGGAAGACGUGUUGACACAAUUGGCCGUUCAUUGCCCUCAACUCAAGAGACUGACCAUUCAUGCGGUCCAUAGAUCUCAAAAAAUGGUCUUCAGUUACAUUGAGAUAAUUAAUGAAAACUUCAUACACUUGAAGAGACUUGAAAUGUUGGAUUGCGGCCGAAGACCUAUAUUAAGCGCCGGUCGACUCAAUCAAUGCAAACAAUUAACGCAUUUAUCGUACGAUUGUUUUGGCGACGACUCCUUUUUCACAUGCAUUUCAGACAAUUUGCCAAAACUUGAAUAUCUGAAAAUAAAGUGCGCGACAAUUACUGAUGCAGUAUUGGAUGGUUUGUCAAAAUUGCCAAAACUACAGACACUUGCACUUCACGGCAAUCAACACUACACACCCAUUGCUGUCAAGAAUUUCAUCGAUAAUUGCGCUAAAAUUAAACGCUUUAUUAUAAACAAAAAAAUUGUUUCAAUUCAUUCAAAUAAGAACCUAAGCGUUAAAUAUGAGCCCCAAUUGUCCGCUUACAACGCUUGUGAUGACUACGAGUCCAAUUGUGAGUACGACUACUCCGGCGACCUAUUGUCCGACUAUUCGGGCGAUUCCGAGUCCGACUACUCCGGCGACUACGAGUUUGACCACUACGAGCCGGACCACACCGCCGGCUUCGACUUCAACCACUCCGACGACUAG